AUAUAAAUUUAGUUAAUGGUUUUGUUACACUCUCUAGUACAUUGUGGACAGCUUACUUUGUCUUUAUUAAUAGGUUCUUCUGUUAUGAAGGAAAAAAGACGGCAUCGAUCUCACAAGUUUCUGUGUCUCAGGGUUGGAAAACCUAUGAGAAAAACAUUUGUUUCUCAAGCAAGUGCAACAAUGCAACAGUAUGCACAAAGGGACAAAAAACAUGAGUACUGGUUUGCUGUUCCACAAGAAAGGACAGAUCACUUGUAUAUCUUCUUUAUCCAGUGGAGUCCAGAAAUAUAUGCAGAAGAUACUGGGGAGUCUCUUCGGGAACCUGGAUUUAUAGUGGUAAAAAAGAAAGAAGAGCCUGAAACUAGUGAAGAAUCAAGUACUGAAGAUGCUGCUAAAGAAUGGGAGGUAGUGUCAGUGGCUGAGUAUCACCGCAGGAUCGAUGCUCUAAAUAGCGAAGAACUGCGCACACUCUGCAGACGUCUCCAGAUAACAACAAGAGAAGAUACCAAUUCAAAACAGGCAACAAAUAUCAAAACAGACCUGGAGCCUGAAGCAUUCCGGCCAAAUCUUAGUGAUCCAAGUGAAUUACUACAACCAGAACAAAUUGAAAAGCUCACAAAGUCUCUUCCACCACGGACUAUUGGCUAUCCAUGGACUCUUGUCUACAGUACUGCAAAGCAUGGCAUGAGCUUGAAGACCUUGUAUCGGACAAUGAUGGGAUUAGACACACCUGUGCUCUUGGUUAUCAAAGACAGUGAUGGACAGGUUUUUGGUGCACUAGCAUCUGAACCAUUUAAAGUAAGCGAUGGCUUCUAUGGCACUGGGGAGACCUUUAUGUUCACUUUUUCUCCAGAUUUUGAGGUUUUUAAAUGGACAGGAGACAACAUGUUCUUCAUUAAAGGAGACAUGGACUCUCUUGCUUUUGGUGGAGGAGGAGGAGAGUUUGCUCUUUGGCUUGAUGGUGAUCUCUACCAUGGAAGAAGUCAUUCAUGUAAAACAUUUGGGAAUCACACACUUUCUAAGCGAGAAGACUUCACUAUUCAAGACAUAGAAAUAUGGGCUUUUGAAUAAGUAUUUCACUAUUUCUACAGGUUAUUGUCCCAAACCUGACAUGAAUCAGUGCAGCUUAAAAAUCCCUAGGAGCAAUAUAAUGUAUUUUACUUAUCUGGGUUUUUUUGGGGUUUUUUUCUAAUUUUUCAGUGUGGCCAUUAGUUAUUAUUUUUAAAUAGAAGUUUUUUCAUGCUCUUGCAUCUGUAAUAUACUGUCAUACUUUUUCUAAGCUAUAGACUCUUUUACAAAAUAUUGACCUUGUGGACUAAAAAUUAACAUUAGUUACUUUGCGCCUUGUGGCCUGCAAAAUUUUCUUAUCCGUAUUAUGAUUGCCUCCCAGGUUUCCCACACACACCUUUCCUGCAAUCCUGCUAGGGGGCUGCUUCAUUGAAUAUAGCUUCUUAUUUUUGUAUUCAAAUUAUGUCUAUGAAUGAAGUUGCCCUCUGUGAACCUCUAAGAAAGCUGCGUGUGGGUAUUUGGCAGCAGCACUGCAGAGAUCCAGACCAAUGAUGGGUUAUUCCAGUGGUGCCACAAAUGGGUGAGAAACUGAGCAUUCCUUCUUAACACAUCCCAGUACACACAUGGUGAAGUUAGAAGAUAUUCAAAGUCAACAGUGCCACUUGUCUUGUUUCUUGUUCAUGUGUAGAAAAAAGUCAGUUAAUAUGUGUUGUAGCUGCAUGCUGAUUGUAUUUAAAGAGUGUUUUUGCACAUGCUGUUAAUGAUCCGCAGGUUUGGGACAAAUACUGACAAUAUUGAGCUAAGUGGCAAAGACUACAAAAUAGCAAGUGAAUGUAAGAAUAUGAUAGUUCCAAAAACUUAAAAGGCUAAAGCAAGCAAAACUCAGUGAACAAUUUGUAGCUAUAGUAGGGCAUUAAAAGUACAGAAACAGAUGCAUCUUUCUUCAACAUAAAGUGUCAGAUAUAUACUGUUAUACUGUUGUAGCCGUGUAGCACAUCAGCUCCAAGAAUAUAGCUUAUUCCUGUCCAAAGAAAAGAAUUAUUUGUGAUGUUUUUGAGUGGGUCUAUGUUGUAAAUUUACAAUUAGCACCAGCUCUGAUUAAAAUGACAUCAUGUAUCAUAGGUAGACAAUAUUGUAAUUCAGUAGAGUUGUGGAAUAUGCAAACUUACUGUCAUGUGACCUCAAAAAAUAAAUGACAGGCUAGAAUACAGUUCCAGUAGCUCUUGUCCACUUUUGUAGAAAACUUGAUAAGCCAUUGUGGCAAUAACAGCUCAACAAAACUGUUUGUUUCAAAGCUUUUAUUCUAUGUUCUGCAAAAAAAACAAAGCAAAACAAAAAAAGAACAAAAAAAUUGCUGUUAAGUGUGACAGUGACUGACUUUGUGCUGAAAUUUCAGCUAUUUCAGACAAACAUUGUAUAUUUUCUUGUAAAUUAAUGUUUAAAGUAGUUUUGUUAUUAUAGAAAAGUGUUGAUUGACGGGUUGCUUAUAGCACUUUAAAUUAUUCUAGAAAUGGAAUAAAAGCCAAAAGGGUUGGCUUACAUAGAUGUAGUUGUAUAUUUCAAAAUAUUUACAUUUCUGGAAAGUUAAAAAAAAAAAAAAAACUUAUUUGAAGACAGCUUACUGCUAUGGUAACAAGAAAGGGCAGAUGUUUCAUCUAUAAUAUGCUAAUGCUCAAUAUGAAUAGAAAAACAGGGCUUUGUUUCCUGUCUCUAUGUAUAUCUCUUUAUCCUUAUUAGAACUUAGUACAAUGUGUAGAGUAAAUGUUUACAAAAUAAGGAACUGUAAAUAAAUUGAAAUGGCUUUUCUCCCCUUUGGUCUUCCACAGCAGUAUUAUUGUCUUUGUGGAGUUACAACUGAUUAUUACAACAACAACAAAAAAAUCCUGUAAUGGAUUUCAAGUACUAUAAGCUCACAGUGAUGUAUAGCAAAUAAAUCUAAAUAUAUGUAAAAAUAA
Molecule: messenger RNA, 2963 nt
Organism: Catharus ustulatus (Swainson's thrush)
Lineage: Eukaryota; Metazoa; Chordata; Aves; Passeriformes; Turdidae
Product: oxidation resistance protein 1-like
Exons: 8
Coding region: 16-1071 (351 amino acids)
Biological process (GO): response to oxidative stress
Cellular component (GO): nucleus
Source: RefSeq, a predicted model, not a curated record